This is a messenger RNA of Lachnellula hyalina, 1548 nucleotides long. It is a transcript of the gene GAD, whose product is annotated as Glutamate decarboxylase. Gene Ontology annotation, cellular component: cytosol. The record is from RefSeq and is a predicted model, not a curated record. The transcript is spliced from 3 exons. Lineage: Eukaryota; Fungi; Ascomycota; Leotiomycetes; Helotiales; Lachnaceae. Bases 1 to 1548 code for a protein of 515 amino acids. Gene Ontology annotation, molecular function: glutamate decarboxylase activity; pyridoxal phosphate binding. Gene Ontology annotation, biological process: L-glutamate catabolic process.
AUGGUUCAUCUAUCUCAGAUCAAAAAGGACAAGAAUAUUGACAAGCCUCUCGUCGAGGGCCUGGAGAAGCUUGACAUUGACUCCAGCAGCCAAUCCGACUUGUUCACGACCAGCGUCUACGGCUCAAAAUUCGCUGCAGAGGAUCUUCCCAAGCAUGAGAUGCCAGACACCGAGAUGCCCAAGGAGGUGGCCUACCGAAUGAUCAAGGAUGAUCUAUCUCUCGAUGGAAACCCAAUGCUCAACUUAGCUUCCUUUGUUACCACCUACAUGGAGAAAGAAGUCGAAGACCUCAUGACCGAAGCCUUUUCCAAGAACUUCAUCGACUACGAAGAAUACCCUCAAUCGGCCGACAUCCAGAACCGCUGCGUCAGCAUGAUUGGCCGUCUCUUCCAUGCCCCCGUCGAUGAUGAGGGCGCGGCCUCGGUCGGUACAUCUACAGUAGGAUCCUCGGAAGCUAUUAUGCUUGGGGUCCUUGCAAUGAAGAAGCGCUGGAAGAAUGCACGCAUCGCAGCUGGCAAGCCUUUUGACAAGCCAAAUAUAGUUAUGUCCUCUGCUGUGCAAGUUUGCUGGGAGAAGGCUGCUCGAUACUUUGAAGUUGAGGAGAAAUACGUCUACUGUACGCCAGACCGAUAUGUGAUUGAUCCCGAGGAGACGGUCAAUCUUGUAGAUGAGAACACCAUUGGUAUUUGCGUGAUUCUGGGCACAACUUAUACGGGAGAAUAUGAGGAUGCGAAGGCUGUCAAUGAUUUGCUGAUCGAGAGAAAUAUUGAUACGGUUAUUCACAUCGAUGCUGCUUCUGGUGGAUUUGUCGCUCCAUUCGUCGUUCCUGAUCUCGAGUGGGAUUUCAGACUUGAGAAGGUCGUUUCGAUUAACACUUCUGGUCACAAGUAUGGUCUCGUAUACCCAGGUGUAGGAUGGAUCAUCUGGAGGCAACCAGAGUACCUCCCCAAAGAACUUGUGUUCAACAUCAACUACCUCGGUGCAGACCAAGCGUCUUUCACCCUGAACUUCUCCAAGGGCGCUUCGCAAGUCAUUGGCCAGUACUACCAACUCAUCCGCCUUGGCAAGCACGGCUACCGCGCUAUCAUGGGCAACCUCACCCGUACCGCCGAUUACCUUUCUGGUUCUCUGGAGCAAUUGGGUUUUAUCAUCAUGUCCCAAACGAACGGCAAGGGUCUGCCUCUUGUGGCUUUCCGUCUUGACGAGAAAGCCAAUAAACACUACGACGAAUUCGCACUUGCUCAUCAAUUACGCCAGCGCUCUUGGGUCGUCCCAGCUUACACCAUGGCUCCUAAUACCAAAGACCUGAAGAUGUUGAGAGUAGUCGUCCGAGAAGACUUCUCCAAGUCACGAUGUGAUCAAUUGCUCGAUGAUAUCAAGUUGUGCAUGCAAGUCCUAGAUGCUAUGGACCCGAAGGAUAUUGAGAAGCACAACAAGCUUAUCAAGAGUGUCACUCACUCGGGCAAGAAUAAGCAUGGCUCGUCUCAUUAUAAGAAUGAGAAGCAUAGCUUACAGGGGAAGACUGGCAAGACACAUGCCAUUUGCUAA